Messenger RNA from Peronospora matthiolae, 717 nucleotides. The record is from the annotation of a GenBank genome assembly. Lineage: Eukaryota; Oomycota; Peronosporomycetes; Peronosporales; Peronosporaceae.
AUGUUCUGCGGAAAAUUGGGGCACACGGUGGAAAAGUGCUGUACCAAGCAGAAGCAAGAAAAUCGGGGAGCUCGACGCGGCGGUAAUGCUCGUGGACGCGGAGCGAAUCAAGUUCAGUGGCAAGGCUACAACGGCAACAGCAACUAUGACUAUGAUCGAGUGGCGUUUGCUGUUUCGCCGGAAUGCGGACUUUCAACGGCCAAGAGCAUGUCUGGAAUGUGGGUUAUUGACAGCGGUGCAACACAUCACAUCUGCUAUGACAAGUCCAAGUUCGAAGUUCUGGACGAGCGCAAUGAAGGUGAAGAAUUGGUUGCAGAUGGGAACAAGGCUGAGAUCAACAGUGUCGGGACAAUCGUCGAAAAGGGGAUCAUGCCCAACGGUGAAGAGCGCGAAGUCGGGAUCAAGAACGCGCUUUACGUCCCAAGCAUGAACAAGAACUUGCUAUCGAUACCACAAAUCAACAAAAGCGGCAAGUUUCAAGUGGUGUUUGAUGGUGACGAGAUGAAGAUUUUGCACAAAGGCUCCAAGCAAGUAAUGGCGAUGGCAGAUCUUGUGGAUGGCCUCUACUGGCUUCGUACAUCCCAACGAUCCGUGAAUGCGGCUUCAGGACCAAGAGUCAAAAACCGCCAUGCGCGUAUGGGUCACGCACCGGUUGAUGUCUUGUGCAGGAUGGUCUCCAAGGGCAUGAUCAAGGAUGCCAAGAUGCCAACGAAUUGA